Molecule: messenger RNA, 544 nt
Organism: Malassezia pachydermatis
Lineage: Eukaryota; Fungi; Basidiomycota; Malasseziomycetes; Malasseziales; Malasseziaceae
Product: chitin deacetylase precursor
Exons: 1
Biological process (GO): carbohydrate metabolic process
Source: RefSeq, a predicted model, not a curated record
UGGCCUUGGUCUGCGCACUAUCGUGUGGCAGGAGGAUACUGAUGACUGGAACGUCGCACAGGUUGGCGUAGACAAGGUCAAGCAGAACUACCAGAACAUUAUCAACAAGGCUGGUAGCGAAAGCCCUAUUGUUCUUACCCAUGAGAUCAACAACCAGACCAUGCAAAUGUUCGUUGAAAUGGAGCCUCAAGUGUCCCAGGCUUACAAGCACCUUGUUCCAGUCUCGGCUUGCCAAAACAUUACCAAGCCUUACGUCGAGGACAUUACUUACCCGAACUACAACGACUUUGUCAGCGGCAAGGCAAACUACCAAGGUCUCCCCACUGUGGACUCGAUCAAGACAAACCCGAAUGCUCAGUACGAGGUGAAGAAGGCAGGCUUUGCCAACCCGUCGUCGAGCUCGAGCAGCAGCAGCAGCAGCAGCGGUAGCAGCAGCUCGAACAGCAACUCGAAGAGCUCUGCUGUCGGUAUGCUAAGCAAGGACAUGCUUGCUACGUCGCUUAUCAGCACCAUGGUGGUGGUGGCUACGAUGAUGGUUCUGUAA